Paramuricea clavata is the source of this 493-nucleotide messenger RNA. Lineage: Eukaryota; Metazoa; Cnidaria; Anthozoa; Malacalcyonacea; Plexauridae. The record is from the annotation of a GenBank genome assembly.
AAUCGUAUGUAGAUAACUCUAAGAUUUACUUGUCAUUCUCAUACAAAGACAUUAAUGAGAUUCAGCUUACAGAAGAUUUGAGGAGAAUCGCUGCCUGGUGUUGCUCAAAUAGCCUACUUGUCAAUCCCGAAAAAAUAACUUUGGUACAACACAAACGCUCAAUCAUGUGCAAGCAAGAAUUUCGAGUGACUUUCCUCGAAAAUGAACUACGACCGGUAUCUUCAGACCGAGAUUUGGGAAUGGAAUUUGAUGAAUGUCUGAGCUAUGACGAGCAUAUUACCCACGUAGUUUCAAAAUGUACAAAUUCUCUUUGCCAGAUUAAUCGCGUUAAAUAUAUUUUAGACAGCCGCACCUUGAUUGUGAUCAUAAACGCCUUGGUCUUCAGCAAACUUUAUUAUUGUUCAUUUGUGUGGGCAAAUACGUCCAUGAAAAAUAUUGCCAAACUACAAUCUGCGCAGAAUUUUGCUGCACGAAAUGUCGCAGGCACGAGAAA